UCUCUUCAAGAUGAAUUGGAAAACAGUGAAGAAAGUUGGGCCAAGCUCGAGGCUGCUGCCAGUAACCUGAAGAAGAACUGCUCCCCCUCCUUUGCAGAGAUUAUUGAGCAGAAGUGCACGGAGGCACGCACUAGGUGGAACUCAGUAAAUGAAGACAUCACAGAUCAACUGAGGGCAGCGCAAGCAACCCUGCAGCUUUGGGAGCCCUUCGAUACUUUAUGCACUGAGGCAGCAGCCAAGUUACAACAGCACAAAGAGCAGUGCGCUCAGCUCUUGGAUGCUCACAUGCCUGAGGAUAACAUGAUAGAAACCCUGAAGCAGAGGAUACAGGAUAUAAAGAAUUUACAGCAUGGCCUUCAAAACAUAACAGGAUGCCGUACCCAGAUUUCUUUGCUGGCUGAUAGGAUAAAACAGCAGGCUGGGACAGCUGCACAAGCCAUUCUGUUGGAGAAGCUGCAGCCGCUCCAGAGAGCAUCCUAUUUGGAAAAGAUGUUGCAGAUGAAGCUAGAUGAACUUGAGUUCAAUCUUUUACAACUGGAGGAUUUCAAGAACUGCCUUGAAAUGCUGGAGGGUCAUGUCAAGAAUUGCACAGAUGCCUUCGAUAACCUCUGUCUAGAGGGGGAAACAGACAACUCAGAAUUGCUCAUGAAUCACACACUGGAGCUUGCUGCACUUUCUCCAAACAUAGAGAGUUUGAAUGAAGCAAGCAUUAAGGUGCCACUCAGUGACUUCACCCUGAAGAAAAUGCAGAGCCUGACUCGGCAGUGGAGUCAGAAAACAGCAGCUGCUCUGGAACGCUGCAGUGUGCUUGAGGGAACUCAAAAUGAUGAAAAGAAAUUCUUUCAGAAAUGUGAAAACUGGAUGAAAUUUCUAGAAAAAAUGAAAGAGGCCUUAAAAACAAAUAUUCCAGGACGGUUUGAAGAACUGCAGGAGCAACAGAGAGUAUAUGAG
Pelecanus crispus (Dalmatian pelican) is the source of this 951-nucleotide messenger RNA. The record is from RefSeq and is a predicted model, not a curated record. NCBI's taxonomy places the organism in Eukaryota, Metazoa, Chordata, Aves, Pelecaniformes, Pelecanidae.